Molecule: messenger RNA, 642 nt
Organism: Cajanus cajan (pigeon pea)
Lineage: Eukaryota; Viridiplantae; Streptophyta; Magnoliopsida; Fabales; Fabaceae
Product: leghemoglobin
Molecular function (GO): heme binding; oxygen binding
Source: RefSeq, a predicted model, not a curated record
AAUGUGAAUUAUUGCAUCGAACAAUAUAAUAGAAAUAAUUAAGAGAAAAGUAGAAAAGAAAAAUGGGUGGUUUCACGGAGAAACAAGAGGCUUUGGUGAAUAGCUCAUACGAAGCAUUUAAGGCAAACAUUCCUAAGCACAGCGUUGUGUUCUACACCUCGAUAUUGGAGAAAGCACCUGUAGCAAAGACCCUGUUCUCGUUUCUAGCCAAUGGAGUGGACCCCAAUAACCCUAAUCUCACGGGCCAUGCUGAAAAACUUUUUGCAUUGACACGUGACUCAGCUGUUCAACUUCGAGCAAAGGGAGCAGUGGUGGCUGAUGCUGCACUUGGUUCUAUUCAUGCCCAGAAAGGAGUCACUGAUCCUCAGUUUGCGGUGGUGAAAGAAGCAGUGCUGAAAACAAUAAAGGAAGCAGUUGGGGACAAAUGGAGUGACGAAUUGAGCAAUGCUUGGGAAGUAGCUUAUGAUGAAUUGGCAGCAGCCAUUAAGAAGGCCUAUGCAUAGGAUCUAUAUAUUGUCGUAAAUUGUAAUAAAUAAAUUGUUAUUCACUAAAACUUGUUAUUAAACAAGUUCAUGAUAUAAAUGUUGCUUUAAAUAAUAAGUAUAUUAUAUAUAGUAUUUGAAUAAACAAUCUUAAGUUUUA